Marchantia polymorpha subsp. ruderalis is the source of this 681-nucleotide messenger RNA. The record is from the annotation of a GenBank genome assembly. Lineage: Eukaryota; Viridiplantae; Streptophyta; Marchantiopsida; Marchantiales; Marchantiaceae.
AUGCAGUGUCUUCACACUCUGGAUGAAGCAGAAAAUGUAGUCAAUUUCAGAGAACGAUUGUGGUUAAAGUUGCAAUUGAGCUACGACCAUUUGAAUCCAACGGAUCAUGAAAUGUGUUUACUUGCGUCUUGCGUCCUUGAUGUGGAUUGUUUGAAUCACGAAAGUUCCAAAAAGUUAUUCAUGACCCACGCAUUUCUUUAUUUGACCAAACUGAGUCCAUCAUUUUCGGAAUGGGUAGACAAGAUUCUCAUGAAAUGUGAAGGACUACCAUUAGUUCUGGUGGUGAUAGUUAGUUAUCUGAAAACGAAAGACUACAAGAUUGUCGCGAAAUGUGAAGGACUACCGUUAACCCUAGAGGUGAUAUGCAGUUAUCUGAAGACGAGACACAAUAAAAGCAUAUGGAGGCAGUGUUUUCACACUCUAGAUGAAGCAGAAAAUGUAGUCAAUUUCAAAGAACGGUUGUGGUCAAAGUUACAAGUGAGCUACGACCAUUUGAAUCCAACGAAUCAUGAAAUGUUCCUUGAUACUGCGACUUUCUUUAACAACUUUACAUGGAACCUGCAAGCAGCUAAGUCUUGCAGGCGUAAGCUCUAUCGCUUUGAAGAUAUACGAUGGAGUACUCUGGUAGAUUUGUCUCUUGUCUACGAUGUAAACGAAGAUGAUUGUAUACGAAUGCACUAG